AGACGAAAAUGAAAUGCAUUGAGAAGCCCUGAUAGGAGAUCCUUGAUUCUGGCUACAAAGAAACUUAAUGAAAUAACGCCAGUGAUGCAUCAGCACUUGAAACUGGGUAUUCUUGUAGCUAUAUCUGUAGUUGCUUUUGCAGAUGUUGGCAGCUAUGUUCCAAAAGUCACAACAUCGAUCCGGGGGAAUUUAACAUUCUCAACUUUUGUCUUAGAGCAACCACAGUGUAUCUUCAGUUCUAACUAUUCUACACAAGAUAUCUGGUUGGUUGUUGCUCUUGAUACUGUUGAGCCCCUUUUAACUGAUACAAAUCUGAGUAACCCAGUCAGUUAUUCUUCAUUUCCAACUAAUAAAUUCUACCACACCCUUCGUGUCCGUGGAGCUGAUUAUCCAUGUUUCAAUUCUUCUGAGAGGUUUUUAGCCUUGCUUCAAGUGGGAUCGGAUGUGAAAUGCAAUGAAUCAUUCUGCAACGGCCCUUUGACUUCUCCAGGACCUUACCGGGUCAGAUUUGUUGUGCUGAACAAUACUGGUAUUGUCGCCAAAACAAACAGAUCGGAUUUAAUAAGACUGCCAAUAGGAAUAAAUUACACAACAAUUGACACCCGGCCUCUGAGACGCAGUGGCAGUAUGAUUAUCAUUACCGCCAUACUUUCCAUUCUUCUGGCUAUUUUGCUGGCCUGCCUCCUGGCUGCUCUCUGUUCUGGAAGUAAGAAUCUUUGCUGGAGCGAACAGUUGAAAACCAACAGAUUUAUGGAAUCAGACAGGCCUGGUUAUUACAGAUCCAGUUCUAUUUAUCAGUUGCACAAUUCUUAUGCUCAGUGGGUCCAGCAGGAAGGAAAUGCAAGGGAUUCUGCCUUUCCGGACCAAAUCAGAAACAAACAGUAUUUGGAAGAAGAGAAUGAUUUAUAUGGUUCCACUGCGAUUUAUAAUGUGAUUCAUCCUUAUCUUCCAAGGGCAAAGCCUUUCUAACCUGGAGAGGAAUAUGUUUUUUCAGACAUUUUGGGGCAGAUUUACUAAGCUCGAGUGAAGAAUUUGAAUGGAAAAAAAUGCGGAUU
This is a messenger RNA of Xenopus laevis (African clawed frog), 1055 nucleotides long. Its product is annotated as uroplakin-3b. NCBI's taxonomy places the organism in Eukaryota, Metazoa, Chordata, Amphibia, Anura, Pipidae. The record is from RefSeq and is a predicted model, not a curated record. Bases 85 to 969 code for a protein of 294 amino acids. The transcript is spliced from 7 exons.